This is a messenger RNA of Diabrotica virgifera virgifera (western corn rootworm), 3002 nucleotides long. RefSeq names its product cytochrome P450 4C1-like. Bases 150 to 1628 code for a protein of 492 amino acids. The transcript has 7 exons. The record is from RefSeq and is a predicted model, not a curated record. Gene Ontology annotation, molecular function: monooxygenase activity; iron ion binding; oxidoreductase activity, acting on paired donors, with incorporation or reduction of molecular oxygen. NCBI's taxonomy places the organism in Eukaryota, Metazoa, Arthropoda, Insecta, Coleoptera, Chrysomelidae.
UCUUUGUGCUGCAGUGUAAUAACUCUUGUUUACGUUUAAGGAUGCUAUUAUCAGCUAAUAUUUGCAAUUUAUAUUCAGUGCAACGAAAGCAUUAUCGUGAUUGUUGUUACAUCAUAAAUAACUAAAGUGUUGUCUAAGAAUAACUAAAAAUGUAUAUUCUUUUGCUGGUAUUGUGCGUGUUAGCAGUAACUUUAUUUCGAUGGUACACUUAUCAUAAAUACUGGAAAUAUGUUAACGAAAUUCCAGGACCUAAGGCUUUGCCGAUUAUUGGUCAUCAUGAUAUAGUUAAUUUAGAAAAUGAGGAACUUUUUAGAAUAAGCCGCGAGAGAUCAAAACUUUACUUUCCAAUAUACAAAAUAUGGAGCUUCGGGAUGUAUUUUAUUGGCAUUGCAGGCCCACCGGAAGACAUGGAGCUAAUUUUAGGACAUUCAGAAAAUAACGACAAAAGUUUUGUAUACAAUUUUAUAAAGAAUUGGCUUGGAACAGGGUUAUUAACCAGCAAUGGUAGCAAAUGGCAUUCCAGAAGAAAGAUACUGACACCAGCUUUUCACUUUAAUAUCUUACAAAAAUAUCUUGAGGUGUUUAAUAAAGAAACAGAAAUUUUACUUGACGAGCUGGAUAAAGACGCUGGAAAGGAAUAUAUUAACGUUUUGAAACCAAUAACUGAUUUUACCUUAUUUUCAAUAGGAGAAUCUGCGUUGGGAGUGAGUUUGCGCGAAAAGAAUUGUGAUGAAUAUAAAAAGGCUGUUCAUGAGCACGGAAAAAUAGCCGCAUAUAGAAUAACCAAACCAAUUUUGUAUCUAGAUUUUAUAUUUAACAUGCUUCCAAAGGGUAGGACACUUCAAAAAUAUGUAAAGACGUUACAUGAUUUAUCAACAAAUGUUAUUCGAGAAAGGGAGCAAAGCAAACUAAUGGAUGCAGAAGGCAAUUUUUCCUACUCAAAAAGAAAAAGAUUGGCUCUAUUAGACCUAAUGCUUGAAGCAAGAGCAGCUGGUGAAGAUAUUGACGAAGAAGGAAUUAGAGAGGAAGUAGAUACGUUUAUGUUUGAGGGACAUGAUACAACAUCGGUAGCACUAUGCUAUAUCCUGUUAACUUUAGCUAAUGAGCAAGAACAUCAGGCCAAAAUAUAUGAAGAGAUUCUAUCAGUCUUAGGAACAACUCAAUAUCCAACUCAGCAACAACUAGGCGAGCUCAGGUUCAUGGAAAGAUUCGUUAAAGAGUGUCUGCGUCUUUAUCCUAGUGUGCCAUUUAUUUCCAGAGUGACUGGAAAGACUCUACAUACUCAUUCGGGGUACACAAUACCGAAGAAUUCGACAGUUCUUAUUUUUAUUUAUGACUUACAUCAUAACGCAGCAGUAUGGGAGGAUCCAGAGAGAUUUGAUCCUGAUAGAUUUUUGCCGGAAAAUAUUGCCAAAAGACAUCCGUUUGCAUAUUUACCAUUUAGUGCUGGAGGAAGAAACUGUAUAGGUCAGAAAUUUGCUAUGUUGGAAAUAAAAGCUGUAUUAUGUGGAAUCCUGAGAAAAUUUAAAUUGGAAGCAGUAGACAAACGAGAAGACAUCAAAUUUAUAUCAGAUCUCGUAUUAAGACCAACUGGCGAAAUACGGGUUAAGUUUUCUCAUAGACAAUAAAAUAGUAUAUUUUGCAACAAGUGCAGAAAGGUACUAAUUUUUCACGAGUUUGAAAAGUUGCGGUACGAGCGCAAGCGAGUGCCGCAAUUCAAAAUAGUGAGAAAUUACCUUUCUGCACGUGUUACACACUAUACUUUUUCUACAACCACAGUUUUUGUUAAAAAUAAAAAUUACAAUUUCUAAACUAAGAUUUAUUAUAAUAAUAAAUUAUAAAUUUUAAACUGUAUUUAAUUAAUACUAAUCAAUUUAAUGUUGUUCUGACGCUAUUUUCUUGUGGCGUUUUUGCAAUUAACUAGUUUUGAUGGGAAAUAAGCCACAAUUUUACUAAAAAAUAUAUUUUAUUAACGUUUCGACCCCCAAAUCGGGCGUUGUUGUCAAAAUACAUUAUUAAUAUUUUUUGUAUUUUGACAACGACACCCUAUUUGGGCGUCGAAACGUUAACAAAAUCAUUUUUUUAGUAAAAUUGUGGCUUAUUUCCCAUCAAAACUAGUUAAUCAAUUUAAAUUCCUUAUACCUAAAUAUAUUACACAGAAAUCAGUUAAAAAAUUAAUCCACUGCCUUAAUUUGUUUGAAUUUAAAUUAUUUUAAAUAAUUAUUAUAAAAUAAUGUCACAUUUGACGUUACAUUUAUGCAGACACAGAUUGUCCCCGAACCUACUUCAUUCGACGUAUCUUGCUGAGAUUGCUAAAUUCUUAUUGAUUAAUAAUUGAUAAUUAUAAAAUAUUUAUUAAGAAUAAAAUUAUAAAAUAAAACAGUUGUAACAUUCAUAAUUUAAUUUCUAUUCGACAAUUAAGUACAAUAACUGUCUUUCAGGUUAUAAUAUAUUUGUCUACACUUUAACCAUAGAUGUAAACAUAAGAUAUAAAGUUACUCAGAAUGAGGUAGUCAUUUGUAGAAUACUAAAUUUAAAGUUCAAAAGUAAUGUGAUAAAUUAGCAAAUUUUCCAGAUUUCUCGGACAUGAGAUAUAGUUAAAUCGGUUCUUUUUUGAAAAGUACUAUCAAAUCUCUAAUAUCUCAAAUAAAACAAUUUCAUCAAAACAUGCUAUAAUUAUAUUUAUUUGUGGAAUGUAAUGGUACUGUGCAGAAAAGAACUUUCCGGCAUAGAAACGUCACUUUUCUGCACACUAAUGUCAUAUAUCAAAUACUGUGAGAAAAUGUCAAAUUUCUUAACAUAAAACUGUGCAGAAAAGUGUAUUUUCAAUAGUGGUUGUAGAAAAAUAAACUUAUAUACAAAUACUUAAUAUCCGUAAAUUCUUAAAUUCUUAACAGAGGCUAAUAUUUCCGAAGUCGUUAAAAAGAAAGAAUAAUAGUCGAUUACUUCGAUAUUUUUUUUCAAAUUGUUAUUUAAAAUGAAAUAUAACAAACGAAUAAUAA